AUCCCGACUCACAUUUCCAUCAUUCUCUGUUGCCUCCAGGCCCAUUAAUAAUGCACACACACGAGGAGAGUGUACACUAUCGAUAACUGAGCAAUCUGCAGCAUGGCCGCCGUCGUACAAGACCUCCAACCGCUCAACCUCAAGCCAGUGCACGACGAAGACCCGCUCGCUCUGCCGCUGUACGAUGACAAGAUUCACCUCCUUCUCUGCGCCACAGGAUCCGUCGCAACCAUCAAAAUUCCGAACAUAAUAAAAGCGCUGUCAAAAUACUCGAACCUCUCAAUACGGCUUGUCUUCACUGAGUCUGCUACCAAUUUCCUGCGAGGCCAGAGCGCAGAACAGCCCUCGUUAGAGGAAAUAGAAGCCUUGCCGAAUGUAGAUGGGAUAUACUUUGACGAGGAUGAGUGGAGAGAACCAUGGGUACGCGGCAACAAGAUCCUGCACAUUGAGUUGCGGCGCUGGGCAGACAUGAUGGUUGUCGCGCCUCUGAGCGCAGACGCCCUCGCGAAGAUUACACAAGGGUGGUCAGACAAUCUGCUCCUCUCCGUAAUGCGCGCGUGGGACACAACGGGCGAACUGGAUCCGGUCAGAGACAUUCCUGGGCUCGACAGGCCGCGGGAAGAAGGCAGCGAGGGCGCAGUGAGGAAGAAGAGGAUACUUGUUGCGCCAUCUAUGAAUACGGCUAUGUGGAAGCAGCCUAUUACGAAGCAACAGGUUAAGGUGCUAGAUGAGGAUUGGGGCGUAAGAAACGGGGGCUGGUUUGAGGUGUUGCAACCGAUGGAGAAGGAGUUGGCCUGUGGAGAUGUUGGAGGUGGUGCAAUGAAGGAUUGGAGGGAUAUUGUAAAGGUGAUUGAGGAUAGGUUGGGGCUGAGUGCUGGCGACAUGGGAUAGUAUCGUCAGUCUGCAGCUAAUCGGCUAGAAACCCUCGACAACAUAGUCAUACGGUACACCUCAUUGCUAUGCGAGACUCUAAACUACAUAAAUUAGCAAUAAGAAGUAUCUUCUAGUCC
This is a messenger RNA of Trematosphaeria pertusa, 1010 nucleotides long. Its product is annotated as phosphopantothenoylcysteine decarboxylase. The transcript has 2 exons. Gene Ontology annotation, molecular function: phosphopantothenoylcysteine decarboxylase activity; FMN binding. Gene Ontology annotation, cellular component: phosphopantothenoylcysteine decarboxylase complex. The record is from RefSeq and is a predicted model, not a curated record. NCBI's taxonomy places the organism in Eukaryota, Fungi, Ascomycota, Dothideomycetes, Pleosporales, Trematosphaeriaceae. Gene Ontology annotation, biological process: coenzyme A biosynthetic process. The coding region runs from base 103 to 891 and encodes 262 amino acids.